Molecule: messenger RNA, 1345 nt
Organism: Tilletiopsis washingtonensis
Lineage: Eukaryota; Fungi; Basidiomycota; Exobasidiomycetes; Entylomatales
Product: succinate-CoA ligase
Exons: 10
Coding region: 28-1293 (421 amino acids)
Biological process (GO): succinyl-CoA metabolic process; tricarboxylic acid cycle
Cellular component (GO): succinate-CoA ligase complex; mitochondrion
Molecular function (GO): succinate-CoA ligase (ADP-forming) activity; metal ion binding; ATP binding
Source: RefSeq, a predicted model, not a curated record
ACCACCACCCACCGCUCAUUCUCCACCAUGCUGCGCACCCUCCGCUCCACCCGCGCCGUGCUGCGUGCGCCCGCUGCGCCGCAGCAGCAGCGCCGCGCGCUCUCCAUCCACGAGUACCAGAGCAUGGAGCUGCUCGGCAAGUACCAGAUCCCCGUGCCGCGCUCCGUCGCCGCGCACUCGCCCGAGGAGGCCUUCAAGGCCGCGCAGAGCUUCGAGGGCAAGGGCAUGGUCAUCAAGGCACAGGUGCUUGCCGGCGGCCGCGGCAAGGGCCACUUCGAGGGCGGCCUGCAGGGCGGCGUCCACCUCAUCAAGACCGCUGAGGAGGCGCGCGACUACGCGUCCAAGAUGAUCGGCCACAAGCUCAUCACCAAGCAGACGGGCGCUGGCGGCCGCAUCUGCAACGCCAUCAUGCUGGCCGAGAUGCGCGCGCCGGCACACGAGUACUACGUGGCCGUGCUCAACGACCGCGCCACGCAGCUGCCCGUGCUCGUCGCCUCGAACCAGGGCGGCAUGAACAUCGAGGACGUGGCGCGCGACACGCCCGACGCCAUCAUCACCACGCCCAUCGACUUUGAGAAGGGCCUGACGAACGAGAAGGCCCUCGAGGUCGCGGCCAAGCUCGGCUUCAGCUCCAAGGAGCUCGAGCAGUCGGCCGCCGACACGUUCAUCAAGCUGUACAACCUCUUCAAGGACAAGGACGCCACGCAGGUCGAGAUCAACCCGCUCGCCGAGAGCAAGGACGGCGCCGUGCUGUGCAUGGACGCCAAGCUUGGCUUCGACGACAACGCCGAGUUCCGCCAGAAGGACAUCUUCGACCUGCGCGACGUGUCGCAGGAGGACCCCGACGAGGUCGAGGCGGCCAAGAGCGGCCUCAACUUCAUCAAGCUGGACGGCAACAUCGGCUGCCUCGUCAACGGCGCUGGUCUCGCCAUGGCCACGAUGGACACGCUUAAGCUCAACGGCGGCAACCCGGCCAACUUCCUCGACGUCGGCGGUGGUGCCACGGCCGAGGCCGUCAAGACUGCCUUCGAGCUGCUGCUGUCCGCCAACCCGAAGUCGCUCUUCGUGAACAUCUUCGGCGGCAUCAUGCGCUGCGACGUGAUCGCAGAGGGCAUCAUCCAGGCCACCAAGGAGCUCGACAUGACGGUGCCGCUCGUCGUGCGGCUGCAGGGCACCAAGGAGGCCGAGGCCAAGCAGAUGAUCAAGGACUCGAAGAUGAAGAUCUUCGCGUUCGAUGACCUGGACGAGGCUGCUGCCAAGGCUGUCGAGGCGGCUGCCAAGGGCUCGCUCUAAGUGCUGCGCCCGGCAGAAGAUCUAUAUUAGAGGAGGAGGGAAUGAAAGAGCG